This is a messenger RNA of Amphibalanus amphitrite, 2407 nucleotides long. RefSeq lists its product as uncharacterized. The coding region runs from base 179 to 1573 and encodes 464 amino acids. The record is from RefSeq and is a predicted model, not a curated record. The transcript has 3 exons. NCBI's taxonomy places the organism in Eukaryota, Metazoa, Arthropoda, Thecostraca, Balanomorpha, Balanidae.
GUCUCGAAAGCUUGGUUGCUGGGGGCAAGGCAAGGGCAAGGCUAUUGAAAAAGUGCUAAAAAAAAAUUAUCAGGCGUUAGCUUAUGGUCUGGACCUGUGGGGGCUCCUUUGAUUGCGGGCUGCGGCAGCAGUAACCAUCGGGGGAGCGGCCGGCCAGCAGAACGAGUGACGGGUGGCCAUGGCCGCGGCCUCGGCCGCCGUCCGGGAGGGCCGCGCGCUGCGCCGACUGGGCACCCAGGAGACCAUGUGGCACGAACUCUUCACCCGGCGCGCCGGCACCAGUCUGCUGCAGUACUCGCUACUGUUGAGGUCGGAGCGGCCGCUGCAGGCCGACACCGUCCGCGACGCGCUCGCCGACCUCCAGAGGCAGCUGCCGCUGCUGCGGGCGCGGGUGGCGCCGGUGGAGGGCGUGCACCACCUGGUGGCGGGGCCGUGUCCGGACGUACCGCUGUCCGUGCUGCCUCCGGCGGACGACUGGCUGGCCGAACACCACCGCCAGCUGCGCGAACAGACCAUCGACCCGGCCGCCGGGCCGCUGUGGAAGGCCACGCUGCUGCCGGGCCGCGCCGAGCGGCCGCCGCACCGCGCCGCACUGUUCCUCUCGCUGUGCCACACCAUCACCGACGGUAUCAGUAACGGCCUGAUCUGCCGCCGGCUGGUGGCCGCCCUUGCGCAGGCGGCCGCCGGUCGGCCCCUGGGCGACACCCCGCCGGCGGCUGUAUCCCCGCCCGUCGAGCAGCUGCUGCGCUCCGAGCGGCUGCCGCUGCGCCCGGCCGUUCUCGGCGAGCUGGCGCGCGCGCUCUCAGUGGUGCUGAGCCGGCGCCGGCACCCGUUCCUGGAGCGGUUCGUGGCGCCGUUCGACCCCUCGGUGAGCUACUGUAACCGGACGGUGCCGGCGGCGCUGUCGGCGGAGGAGACGGCCGCGCUGCGCGCCCAGUGCCGCCGGCACGGCGUGUCCGUGAACUCGGCGCUGUCGGCGGCCGUCAGUGUGGCCACCGGCCGGCUGCUGGGCGGCCCGUGCCCGCCGCUACCCACCAUGUGGCUGGUUAGCGCCCACCGCUACCUGGCGCCGGACGAGGGCCGGCAGCUGUCUGCGGCCGCCGGCGCGCUCGGCACCGUCUCGCUGGACGGGGACGGACUGUGGACGGUGGCCGGCCGGGUGGGCGCCGCUCUGGAGCGCCAGCUGCAGCUGCGGCUGCCCCUGCUGCCCAUGAAGCUGCUCGGCCGCUUCAUGACCCCGGAGCGGAUAGUGGCCGGCAUGGAGAAGAGCGCCUCCGCCUCCAACGGCAGUAAGUUCGUGUACAACAUCAACAACCUGGGGGUGAUGGACGGCGCGGCGGCGGCCGGGGAGGACGGCGCGCCGGUCCGGCUGGAGGAGCUGCACCGCGCCUUCCGCGCCCACCCGGCCAUGGACGCGUCGUUCGGCAGCCACUGCUUCCACACCGUGUCCGGCCGGCUGUGCUACGACCUCAACUACCUGCGCGGCCGGGUGCGCGAGGAGGACGCGCUCCGUCUGGCCGGGAUGGUGCUGCAGCUGCUGCGGGAGGCGGCGGCCUCUGGACGGCGCGGCUGAGUAGUGAGUGCCUACCGGGCGGGCAGAGGGCGCCGUGAGCGCCAGACCUCCGCAGCUAGGGGCUGCAGCGAAUGGGAUCAGGAUAAUGCUAUUCAGGGGUCUCUGUUACCAAUGGGUAGGAGUGAGACUACGCAUGGGCUUCCAUCAAUCGCCGGAGAAGUGACUUAUUGAUUGUUGGUUAUUGUUUAACGUCUUCUAUAUUGACUUUUAGAGCACUUGUGGUAGAAUCACGUUGACCUAUACAUCUUGUUCGAUCGUGGAGCAAAUGAGUUGUGGUGAUUCGCUUACAUUAGUUGUGGUGAUUCGCCUACGUCACUAACAAUGAUGUCCCAUUGUGAUUUUACUGUUAGUGCUGACUAAUUGACAAAUUACCGCCGUUAUAUUUUGGGGAUGCUAACUAAUUAGGAGCGGUUCUCUUGUAGGCUCAAUAUAUCCUCGUGGUCCCAAUUAUGUAUGUGUAUUCUCGUACCGCGGUCCUGAAACGGAACGAUGAUGUCCCACGGACACGAUGUGGGCUGGUUUGUCCGCCGCUGUUUUUCUCCGCAGGGAGUGAAAAGUGCCAGGGAUAAUUGACCAUGAGAUCAUGGAUGUCUCAAAAUAGCAACCGCCCUAGUCUGGCUGCAAUACGCCGGCAUAUCCGGCGACGCUGAGGAUGGUCUUGUGCUAGAUUGUGCUUUAUCGCAUUUUGGAGUCUGGAGUAGAGCGUUUUCCAAACAUGUGUGCUGAUACUUGUUUCUGUAAUCAUAUGACGUUUGUUGUAAUAGUUGUUCGAUUUAUUGCGCUGGAGGCAAAGCUGAUGGAUAUAAUAGACUAGCCGCAACAUCCGUGUAAUUU